Messenger RNA from Micromonas pusilla CCMP1545, 2058 nucleotides. RefSeq lists its product as uncharacterized. NCBI's taxonomy places the organism in Eukaryota, Viridiplantae, Chlorophyta, Mamiellophyceae, Mamiellales, Mamiellaceae. The coding region runs from base 1 to 2058 and encodes 685 amino acids. The record is from RefSeq and is a predicted model, not a curated record. Gene Ontology annotation, cellular component: intracellular anatomical structure. Gene Ontology annotation, molecular function: helicase activity; RNA binding. The transcript has 2 exons.
AUGAGCGGCGCCGGCGAUCGCGUCGUCGCAGUCGCGCGGCGCGUCGUCGCGGCGGCGACGCGGCGAACGAUGUCCAUCUCGUCGUCGUCGUCGUCGUGGCACGCCGCGACGACGCCCGCGGGGUCGACGCGCGCGGUUCGGUUCGCGUCCGCGUCCGCGUCCGCGUCCGCGUUCGCGUUCGCGCGCGUCCCGGCGGCGAGAGCGGUCGCGCGCGACGGCGUCGCCGCGAUGCGCGCGCCGGACGCGAUCGCGUGGCGAGGCGCCCUCUUCGGCGGCUUCUCGCGCUCCGGAUGGCUCGCGCCGUCGCCGCUGUCGACGACGCGCCGCGCGUACGGCGCGCGCCGCGGGUUCGCGAGCGGCGCCGCGCGCCACCGCGUCGACGCCGCCGCGCAGGGGAACACCGCGAGCGCGCAAAAGAAGGGACCUCCUAAGACGGGCGGCGGCGGCGGCGGCGGCGGAGGAGGGAACCGCGCGCAGCGUCGGGCCAACUCGGGCGAGGCGGGCGGCGGCGGCGGCGGCGGCGGCCGCGGCGGCUCGCGAGGCGGCCGCGGCGGCCGCGGCGGCCGAGGCGGCCGAGGCGGAUACCGCGGCCGUCGCGCGAACAACAACAACAACAACAGCGGCGGCGGCGGCGGCGCGAACGACAAGCUCAAGCGCGAGACCGCGGAGAUUCCCAAGCUCGGUCCCACCGGUCGACCGUACACGAUGAAGGACCUCGGGCUCGUCGCGCGCGACGGCGACGCGAUCGCCAACGCCGCCGCGGCGGGCGAGAUCGGCGUCGGCGCGGUGACGAUUAAGAACAACGUCGACGAGCGGGGCCCUCGAGGACGACGGGGGCACGACGCUACCUCCGCCGCGACGGUUGACGUUUCGUCUUCCGCCGCCGCCGCCGCCGCGCCGCCGACAUACGAGGUCCACGGCGUCGGGAUGGCCUUCGCGAAGGCGGAGUCGCAACGGCUCGCGAUCGCGUCGCUGUUCGACGGCAUCGUCGCCGCGACGGGCGGGCUGAUCGACCCGAGCGCGCCGCCGAACGUGGCGAAGAUAUUGAACGAGCAGCGCAAGGCGCAGCAAAAGAAACGGUCGGAGAUGGGGCGUUUAAUGCUCGAGCUCGCGAACUCGUCGAGGCCGAACGCGGAGCACAAGUCCUCGAAGGGCGGGUGGACGGCGACGGUCACGGCGUACGUGGACGGCGGGAAGAAGGUGGAGAGCGUCGGCGUCGGGAAGGGGAAAUCCGACGCGGAGGACAUCGCGUACGCCAACAUCUCCGACAGUUUAGCCGACACCAUGGGCGUUCUCCGACACUCGACGCUCCAGAAGAUCGUGGACAACAGCCCCGGCGGAUCCGUCGCGUCGCUGCGGGUCCCGCCGCUGCCGGACGACGCGAUGGACUGCCUCAUCGCGGCGAUGGGGACGCCCGAGGAUCACGACAGACGGAUGGCGGCGUGGAAGCGCGCGGAACAGAUCGCGAUCGAUCGCAUCCAGGCGCAAAUUCUGAGCGACGCGGGCGCCGGGACGGACGGCGGGUACCGACGCGCCAAGGUUGAGAACACGAAGCACGCGGACGCUGCCGCGAACGCCGCCGCGCGCGCGGUGAGCGAGCUCGCGGACGGCGAGGACCUCUCGGAGGACCCGUUCCUGUUCAACGCGCGGAGAGAAGAGAUAUCCGCCAGGUUUAAGGCUGAGGAGGCGGCGCGCGCUGCAGCCGCGGCGGCGGACGCGGACUCCCCCGAGGGGAAGAUGAAAGCGGUGAGGGACAAGCUGCCGAUUUUGAAGAUCAGAGAGUCGCUCGUCGAGGCGCUGAAGACGAACCCCGUCGUCGUCGUGUCCGGCGGCACGGGCAGCGGUAAAUCGACGCAGUGCCCGCAAUACAUCCUCGAGCACGCCAUCGCGACCGGCGCCGGGCCCGACACGCGCAUCAUCGUCACGCAACCGAGACGCAUCGCCGCGGUGUCCGUGGCGGAGCGCGUCGCCGCGGAGCGCGGCGAGAAGGCUGGGAACUCGAUAGGAUUCAGGCGCGUUCUAUACACUGGUCCCCAUACGACCGCGUUCGCGUGGUGA